Messenger RNA from Lasiosphaeria miniovina, 558 nucleotides. RefSeq lists its product as uncharacterized. NCBI's taxonomy places the organism in Eukaryota, Fungi, Ascomycota, Sordariomycetes, Sordariales, Lasiosphaeriaceae. The record is from RefSeq and is a predicted model, not a curated record. The transcript is spliced from 3 exons. The coding region runs from base 1 to 558 and encodes 185 amino acids.
AUGGCCGUUGCAGACGUCGCCGUCUCCGCGGAGCAGUCAGAGCAGUUCUCGUCCUUCGUGGAGCACUUGCAAGCCGAACACGGCAGCAUCGACGGCAAGACGACCAACCUAAACCAGCUCAAGUCCUUCUAUGACUUCAUCGUGGGGCAGCCCAACGGGUCCGUGAUCCUCGACAGCAUCGUUAGCCCGGCCAAGACGGCAGCCCUCACGACGGCUUCCGUCAAAGACGCCGGAUUCUCCAACGAGACAGGCGCCGCCGGCUCGCUCUUCAACGUCUGGGUCUACAACCAGCUGCAGGUCAAGGCCGACGGCCUAGGCCGCAGCUUCGACGGCAAGUCGUUUGGCCUCGUCGCCGGUCUCCCUGGCGGCGCGCUGUUUGGCACGUUGUACUACAACAGCAGCGAGGACGUCAAGGGCGAUUGCGACAUGUACAUUGGGGCUACGCCGGGGUACCUAUAUGCCAACUUCUCCAGGGGCGGCAGCCAGUUUGCGGCCUUCCACGCCUUCAAUGUCGGCGCCAACGCUGGCGGAGCUUGGGGCAGCGGCACCUGGAAAUGA